CACCGCUGCCGCCCUCUCGCCGCUGCUUGCCCCUAGGAGCCGCCGCGUAAGUCGGGGAAGGAGAGAAUGACCGAGGUGCUGUGGCCGGCUGUCCCCAAUGGGACGGACGCUACCUUCCUGGCCGGCCAGGGUUUGCCCUGGAGGAACAGCACCGCAGCCUCCACCGCUGCUGUCGCAGCAGCCUCAUUCGCAUGCUCGCUGACCAAGACGGGCUUCCAGUUCUACUACCUGCCGGCUGUCUACAUCUUGGUGUUCCUUAUCGGCUUCUUGGGCAACAGCGUGGCGAUCUGGAUGUUCGUCUUCCAUAUGAAGCCGUGGAGCGGCAUCUCCGUGUACAUGUUCAACUUGGCCCUGGCCGACUUCUUGUACGUGCUGACACUGCCCGCGCUCAUCUUCUACUACUUCAAUAAGACGGACUGGAUCUUUGGGGAUGCCAUGUGCAAGCUGCAGAGGUUCAUCUUCCAUGUGAACCUCUACGGCAGCAUCCUGUUCCUAACCUGCAUCAGCGCGCACCGGUACAGCGGCGUGGUGUACCCGCUCAAGUCUCUGGGCCGGCUCAAGAAGAAGAACGCGGUCUAUAUCAGCGUGCUGGUGUGGCUCAUCGUGGUGGUGGGCAUCUCCCCCAUCUUCUUCUACUCAGGCACCCAGGUCCGGAAAAACAAAACCGUCACCUGCUACGACACCACCUCCGAUGAGUACCUGCGGAGUUAUUUCAUCUACAGCAUGUGCACAACCGUGGCCAUGUUCUGUGUCCCCUUGGUAUUGAUUCUGGGCUGUUACGGAUUAAUUGUGAGGGCUUUGAUCUACAACGACCUGGACAACUCACCUCUGAGGAGGAAGUCCAUUUACCUGGUGAUUAUUGUACUGACUGUCUUCGCUGUCUCUUACAUCCCUUUCCAUGUGAUGAAAACGAUGAAUUUGAGGGCCCGGCUGGAUUUUCAGACCCCGGAAAUGUGUGCUUUCAAUGACAGGGUUUAUGCCACUUAUCAGGUGACAAGAGGUCUAGCAAGUCUCAACAGUUGUGUGGACCCCAUUCUCUAUUUCUUGGCAGGAGAUACUUUCAGGAGGAGACUCUCCAGAGCCACUAGGAAAGCUUCCAGAAGAAGUGAGGCGAAUUUGCAAUCCAAGAGUGAAGACAUGACCCUGAAUAUUUUAUCUGAGUUCAAGCAGAAUGGAGAUACAAGCUUGUGAGGAUGCAAGAAUCACCGAACACCCGCUUUUGUAACAUGGUCUCAGGAUGCCAGCCUGGUUUACCAUACAUGUUACAUACAUUGUGUUUCAGCUCCCAGAGAACUUUCUUUUGGACUGUGGACCAGUGAAGUGGACAGUGCCUAGAAAUGCCCUUUUACUUCUUGGCAUGUUUUUUCCCAGUGUUUCUUCUUCAUACGUCAUGUAGUGGACAAUGACAAUGUGUGAAUACAUGCCAAAUGGUAACAAGAAUGAUCUUGCCCAACUCCUUCUAGGCACAAAGAGGUCUCCAGGAAGAGUCUGUGCUAAUGGUAAAAACACACAGAGGGUCAAGAUGAAGCAGUGAUCUACUGGCUGGAAAUCUGAUGACAUGUGAUGAUGUAAGUAGGUAUCUUAAUAGUAAAAGCAGAAAUCUGUUGGCAUUUUGAUGAAAAAACUGCUAAAAUUAUAGAACUUAUCAGUUAACUAAAUUUCACACUACAAAAUGAUUCUUAUGCCAAGUUUAAGGUAUUUUUGGCUCACCAAUUGGUGUCUUUGACUCUUUAAACAUCACUAUGCAUUUGCAUGGAAAUGAUAUAAACACAAACCAAGAAGACAUACAGCAGAGAGUAGAAUUCAGCAUUAAAAACACGACCUUGCCACUUGGCCAACUGUGGAACUCUUGACUCUUUCAACACCACUCUCCAUGGAUUAAAAAGGUUAGAUGACCUCAGGGGAUGUGGUAGAACAUUAAAACUACAGCCAGCCAGAGGUGCAUGAAAUCUGCUACUGUACUUUCCAGGACUCUUCCAUUGCAGUCCUGGGCUAGAAAUUCUCACAAAGUUCACCAAUUAUGAUUUGGAUCUAUGACCUGUAAGUUUUCUCAAUCUACUCGGACAGUACAGUAAACUGCUUUUGGAUACAAGAGAUGUCUGUGCUUAUAACAGCUGGAAUUGGACUAGGGAAAAUGAAGAUAUGUACGUAGUUAGGGAUCUCCUGAAGCUUUAACUUAGCUGGUCAAUUUACAACUAACAUAAUCAUAUUUAUUGAUGAAGCUCACAGUUCUUCAGUUGUACAGAUUAAAAGGCUUUCUUGAAAGAUCAAAUAUGCUGAUGUAAAUUAUAUUUAUUACAAUGU
This is a messenger RNA of Neomonachus schauinslandi (Hawaiian monk seal), 2304 nucleotides long. It is a transcript of the gene P2RY1, whose product is annotated as purinergic receptor P2Y1. NCBI's taxonomy places the organism in Eukaryota, Metazoa, Chordata, Mammalia, Carnivora, Phocidae. The transcript is spliced from 2 exons. Gene Ontology annotation, cellular component: plasma membrane. The record is from RefSeq and is a predicted model, not a curated record. Gene Ontology annotation, molecular function: G protein-coupled ATP receptor activity; G protein-coupled ADP receptor activity; A1 adenosine receptor binding. Bases 67 to 1191 code for a protein of 374 amino acids. Gene Ontology annotation, biological process: phospholipase C-activating G protein-coupled receptor signaling pathway; platelet activation; relaxation of muscle.